ACGCCCGCUCGGCAACGGAUAGCGCCCGCUGCCGCCGCUGCAGGGGCAACGGCGAAGGCUCGCCACGGAGAGCCAGCCGGCCCCUUAGCCCUAAAGGCUGAAGGGCAAUGGCGCCCCACAGCUGCAACACCCACUGCGUGGAGCGGCCCCUGUCGCGCGCGCUCCGAGCCCUCGGCGCCUUGGUGGGCGCCCACCCGUGGCCCUUCCUGCUCCUGCCAUUGGUACUCUCGGGCUUGCUGGCCGCCGGCUUCAGGUUCCUGCCCAAGCGCGACGUCAUUGAUCUCGAAGGUCAGUACACGCCGGUCGGGGGCCCCGCGAAGAGAGAGCGGCAUUUUGUCCAGACGCACUUCCCGACGGACGACGCCAAGCACUUCUCUGCCCAGAGGCUGAUCACCGAAGGCGCCUUCGCCUCCUGUAUAGCCGUCGCCCCCGGGAAGAGCGACUCCCUCCUCACUCGAGCAGCCUUCGCCGAGCUGCUGCAGCUGGACGCGGCGGUGCGGAGAAUCGCAGUCCAAGGAAGCUCCUUCGCUAACCUUUGCGCGCGCUGGAAUAACACCUGCAUCAGCCCCAACCCGCUCCUCAGCUCAGUGGAAGGCGACCCGGCAAAGAUAGAAGCGCUGCAGCCAACACUCACUUUCCCGCUCUUCCAAGGCCGUAUUUUCCUCGGCCCUUUCUUGGGUGGUGAGCGUUUGGGCCCUGGGCAUGAAACGGCGCGCUUCUUACGUACAGCCAAAGCGAUGCGCCUCACCUAUUUCUUGCAGGAUGAUACUACUAAUCGGCGAGAAGCCAGCAGGCUGUGGCUGCGGGCCUUUCUGGAGCGCAUCCCGGGCGUGUUGGACUCUUCAAACUUCACUUCCAUUCGCGUGGCCUAUUUUACCUCAGAGUCCAAAAAAGGAGAACUACAAAAACUUACCAAGGAUGUGAUCCCAUUGGUCACUACCACAUAUUUUUUAACAAUUAUAUUUUCAAUUAUAUCAUGUUCAAGGAUGGAUUGUGUAAGGACAAAAAUUUGGGUUUCGUUUUUUGGGGUGCUGUCUGCAUGCUUAUCUGUCAUCAGCAGUUUCGGAUUACUGCUGUCUUGUGGAGUGCCAUUUGUUAUCACAGCUGCAAAUUCUCCCUUUCUUAUACUUGGGGUUGGGGUUGAUGACAUGUUCAUCCUGGUGUCCUGCUGGCAGCAGACUAAAGUGAAGGACAGUGUCAGAGAUCGGAUGGCUGACACCUACGCAGAGGCGGCCGUCUCCGUUACCAUCACCACUCUUACCGACGUUUUAGCCUUCUACAUUGGAAUUGCAAGUUCCUUCGUGUCAAUUCAGUCAUUUUGCAUCUAUACAGGCACAGCUUUCAUCUUCUGCUACUUAUACAACCUGACAUUCCUUGGGGCGGUUCUUGCUCUAAAUGGUCAAAGAGAAGAAAGCAACAGACAUUGGCUCACAUUCAUGAAAGUGAUGGAUAAGCCUCAGGAUUCUAAUAGUUGUAUGUACAACAGGUGCUGCAUAGGAGGAUUUUUUGAUGAGUCCACUGGAGCAGAGAUUGAGCAUCCCAUGAAUGGAUUCUUUAGACAUUACUAUGGUCCGUUCCUUAUGCAGUCCUGGACCAAGUUAUUUGUGAUAGUCCUGUAUCUUGCGUACCUAAUUAGUAGUAGUUAUGGGUGCUCUCAAGUGAAAGAAAGUAUAAAUGUUCGCAACCUAGCUUUAGAUGAUUCUUAUGUCAUUCCAUAUUAUGACUUGGAAGAAGAGUAUUUUUCUGAGUAUGGUCCAAGGGUCAUGGUUAUCAUUACAAAAAGUAUACCAUAUUGGGAUUCAGCUGUCCGUGUGGAUCUUGAGAACUGUAUGGAGACAAUAGAAAACUUAUCCUAUGUGGAGAAGAAUUUCUCAGAGUCAUGGCUGAGAAUUUAUGAAACUGUUUCAAAAGACAUUUCUUCAAAUAUAGAUGACCACAGAUCAUUUAUUGGCAAUUUACCAGCCCUGUUCAGACUAAAUCCAGAGUCUGAGUGGAAUAUUAAUGUUAGUGCUAUAGAAAUAUUAGCUUCACGAUUUUUCAUACAGACCGUCAAUAUUACUAGUGUAGAGAAGAAGAAAAAACUAUUAAACCAGAUAAGACGUCUUGCUAAGGAUUGUAAGAUACCUCUAAUGGUUUAUCAUCCAGCUUUUAUAUACUUUGAUCAGUUCAAUGUGAUAAUUCAGAACACCAUUCAAAAUGUUUUGAUUGCCACUGGUGCCAUGUUAAUUACUUCCUUGCUUCUCAUUCCCAAUCCCCUCUGCUCUUUGUGGGUAACUUUUGCUAUUACGUCUGUUAUUGUCGGUGUGUCUGGUUUCAUGGCCAUUUGGAAUGUCGAUCUUGACUCCAUAUCCAUGAUCAGCCUCGUUAUUUGCAUAGGGUUUUCAGUAGACUUCUCUGCUCAUAUUUCUUAUGCUUUUGUUGCCAGUGAGAAACCCAAAGUGAAUGACAGGGCAGUGGAUGCUCUCUACCGCCUUGGUUAUCCUAUUCUGCAGGGAGCUGGUUCCACCAUAGUGGGUGUGAUUGUGCUAUCUAUGGCAUCCACUAAUGUCUUUAGAACCUUUUUUAAGAUAAUGUUUCUGGUUAUCUUUUUGGGAGCUGUUCAUGGUCUUGUUUUCAUUCCUGUGUUUUUAACAUACUUUUUUUGGAAUAAAGAUGCCGCUUAA
Molecule: messenger RNA, 2663 nt
Organism: Rhineura floridana
Lineage: Eukaryota; Metazoa; Chordata; Lepidosauria; Squamata; Rhineuridae
Product: patched domain-containing protein 3-like
Exons: 4
Coding region: 108-2663 (851 amino acids)
Cellular component (GO): membrane
Source: RefSeq, a predicted model, not a curated record